AUGUCGUCAAUCGAAUGCUCGUUGAAUUUCAACAUCGCCAGCAUCCCCGUCAUCGUGCUGCGCCGCGCAAAGAUGAAAACACGGCAGAAGUUCGCCGUCGGGUCCUUUCUCUGUCUCUCGCUCGUCAUGGUCGCCAUGGCCGUCGCCCGUGUUAGCAAGAUGCAUGGUGUUACCGCGAUGGACAUUCCGUACGAGUACUUCUGGCAAUACCUUGAGGCAGCCGUCGCGUUGCUCAUGGCGUCACUCACAUCGUUCCGUACCUUCUUUGUGAUUGCCAAGCAGCGAAAACGCUAUCAAGAGCGCAUGAAGCGGCCGUUGUACUCAUUCCGGGAAUUUCGAUCUCGCUUCGGCGGGCGACGUCACGAAGAAGACGUCGAAGGAACGGAGCUUCCCGAAAUCCCGCGAGCAACGAUGACGGGCAUGUGGACGUACAUCCACAGCAACAAUCGCAUAGCGGUGGCGGGCACGGUGGACGACACGAGCUUGAUGCUGUCGCAGCAAGAGCCGCUAGGCAGCAGCGGAUGCAGCGCACCGAGCAGCUUUAUCGCAGAACCGGGCAGCCUCAUGCUACGAAGCACGAGCGCAAGGUCGUUGAUGACUCGGGUUGCAGCAACCUAGGAUCAGCAACUCAUACGGUUCACCUGCGUGCACGCCAUUCCCCUAGGUAUCCCUUACUCUCCCUUUCUCUUCCUUACCGAGUUGUGGUGCUUCCUUGCUGCCAAGGGAACGACCAAGGGAGCGCCCUAAGGGAUAGUUCAUCUCGUUCCUCUAUAUAGUCCGCCUUUACGGCAUCUACAAUACAACAGAGUUCGCAUCAAUUUCAACCUGAGUUGAUGUAACUAUGUUGUACCUAGGGUGAGGAGAUGUUGGGAACUUGGCAG
Molecule: messenger RNA, 881 nt
Organism: Mytilinidion resinicola
Lineage: Eukaryota; Fungi; Ascomycota; Dothideomycetes; Mytilinidiales; Mytilinidiaceae
Exons: 3
Coding region: 1-618 (205 amino acids)
Source: RefSeq, a predicted model, not a curated record